Penicillium nucicola is the source of this 2067-nucleotide messenger RNA. RefSeq names its product LMBR1 domain-containing protein. NCBI's taxonomy places the organism in Eukaryota, Fungi, Ascomycota, Eurotiomycetes, Eurotiales, Aspergillaceae. Bases 1 to 2067 code for a protein of 688 amino acids. The record is from RefSeq and is a predicted model, not a curated record. Gene Ontology annotation, cellular component: membrane. The transcript is spliced from 2 exons.
AUGUUUUCCGUCUCCGUACCACCCAUUUCGGUGGGUUCGAACGUCUUUUUCGCAUUCGCCCUCUUCUUCAUUUCGGCACUCGUCCUAUUGCUCCUGCGGCGGUUCCUGACCUUGCGCGCCACCCCCGGAUUUCUGAUUGUCCCCAUCUUUUUGGCUCUGGCUUUGCCCGCCAGUGUCGUGCUCUUGGUACCCAUUGAUUUAGCCUCAAGUUCCCACGAUGGUUCCGGUCCCAAGGCAAUCUGGCUGCCGGAGCGAAUGGUUCUGGUCUGCUGGCGCAUUGCCUACUGGCUAAUCUUUGUUCUUACUUGGGCUAUCCUUCCAUUGCUCGGUGAAUACGUCGACUCCGGAUACCGUGAACCUAAAGCCCGCCUGAUGUACUCCCUCCGAUCGAACGCCAAAUAUCAAAUGAUCGUUCUAGGCUGUGCGUUGGUGGGAUUGGUUUACUUCUCUAUUUCAAACGGCUUCCAUUUCACAUCAAUCAAGGGUCUAGCCAUGGCAUUAGCAUAUGUGUGGGGACUGGUCCUUGCCAUUUACCUGAUGGGUCACGGUCUAGUUUCAAUCCCACGCAAUCUGCUUCGAAAUGCGAACGUCAGCGGUCGGCUACGCAGAGUUCAAGCCCAUGCGCCCAAGGUCCACGAUCGACUGAUGGACUCGGUCAAUGAGGUGGAAAGCCUUAAUGGCCAGGUUUCUCAAUUGCAACAGCGCAAGACCGGCACUGCCCGCGACUUCCGGGAGUGGAUUGAGGAGCUUCGGGAGGGUCAUGGUCAGCCCGACGUGCGGGCCCCAAUCCUUGAGUCUCAGGAUACUUCUGCUACCAUCCCCUCUGUUAUUACAGAGCGCUAUCUUGCUGAUUUGACAAGGCGUGUUCAGCGUGCUCGCCACAUGAAGGCUCGGUUCGUGGAUGAGUGGGAUCGCACGGUCCAGUUGGCUGCCGAUCUCCAGGCUAUCAUCAACUCCGCAGCGUCAAAGAAGCUUGAAUUCGCUCCCGCAGCUAGACGGUCUUCCUGCUUCCCUCGCGUGAAGUUCCUUACUCCAUAUAUGCGGUAUCAGCUAUACUCUAAUGUAAUCCCUGCUGUCAGGCUAGCAUUCGGUGCCUUCUUCGCGAUGGCAUCUGGGUGCAUCGUUUGGUCGGAGUUGAUCAAGUCUUUGGCACCCCAUCUAUCGGCUGUUAGCUUGACAGUUGUUCCAAACUGGAAAUCCAACCCGGUCGGUUUUGGCGGUCAACUCACCGCCUCCGCCUGGCUGUUGUACAUGUGUUCGGCUGCCCUGGUUGGUGUCAGCGAUGUCAAAGUCUGGGGAAACCGAGCUCUUGUCCGACGUAACACAUACGGUGAAAGCGCAUGCUGGUAUGCCAGUCUUGUGGCUCGUCUGACAGUGCCAAUUGCCUACAACUUCUUGACAUUCCUACCCAAGGAGUUCCGCAGAACCACCAUUUUCUACGAGUUCCUUGGCAAGCUCAUCAACCUGACGCCCCUCGGAAAAGGAUUUGAUUUCAUAUUCCCCAUUCUUAUCCUUCUGCCCAUCUGCGCAACCCUCUUUAACCUCUACGGUCGUAUCAAGAACAUCUUCGGAUGCGGCCUCGCCGAGGAUGAUGAUAUCCACGAUGUGGAGAACAACCCUGCAGGGUAUGGCCUAGGCGGCUGGCGUGAGGGCCGCGAUCUCAUUGAGCGCGAAUUAAACGGCUUCGGCUCAUUGGCCGUCUCCUCCCGUGGCAGCCGCUCCACCUGGGCCUCAGACCGCAGCGAAGAAGGCUCACCAGGCUCCUCUCGCCUGCGAGUGCCAGCUGGAGAGGGCUCUCGUUCUCCGCAGCCUACGCAACGAGCCGUGGCUACCCCAACCAUUGUCGAAGACGGAGAGGAAGAGGACGAGAACUUCUUCCAAUCCUUUGCGCAUCGCGUGAAAAACACUUUCGACACUACCAAUACACCUCAGUGGUUCCAGGGUGAGCCUUUCCGCCUUCCACGCUGGAUGUCGGGUGACAAUAACAACAAUGCUACCACCGAUGAGGGCGGUGAUUCGGGAUUCUUUGGUGGUCGGGCUGUGCCCGGUCGUCUGCGACUUGGUUAG